AUGUAUACUUUCUCGUAGGAAUUUCACUAUCUUUUUACGCACAAAGCAUGCACUUUUCUGGUUACUUUUGAACUUGCUGUAGUUUUGUACUUAAUCUACCAAAGCAGAGGCUUCAGAUUUAACAUAUUUGGGGUUUUUUUUGGCUUAUAAGAGUUAUAUAGCUACAUGUGAUCUGAAUUCUUAUGGAGAAAAAAAUACACUCACUUUGAGUUUGUAAGAGGUGAAUUUGGGCUUGACCCCAACUACGGUGUGCAUCAUGGCUAGAUUUUGCAAAGUUUUUGACUUUGCUUCAAAUUGAAUUCUUCAGCAUCCAUGGGUAGCAUGCAGAGCCAUGGACAAUUAGGAUUGUCAGUUAGUGUAUCCUUCAUAAUCAGCUAAAGGAAAACUAGACUUAUGCGGAUCUUAUAACUGUGAUACCUAAGAAACCACCUGUAAUUUUCUUCCUCCUAUGUAAACUGUUUGGCUAAACCAUCCCCCUUUUUUAACUUAGUUUAUGGUUGUGUAUGUAUGUUCAACCGUGGCCUAGGAGUCCUUUGUGCAAGUCUUCUGCAGUGAAAUGCUACAUUCCAUAGGGUUCUUUGAGAGAGCACGUGGCUUACAGGAUUUACCAUCUGGAAUGAGCUUUCCUGAAUUGAAGGCCGCAAUUGUGUGUAUAUUUUCUUAAGUGAGAGUAGAAGCAGAUACAUGAAAUGUAUGUAAAUCAGGCCAUGUAAUUGACACUAGGAGUAUAUAAUUUUGCAUGAACCUCCUGUAUGAUAUAUGAGUAGAUGUUAGAGGAAUUAUGCGUGGACUUCUAAUUUCCUGAUAAUAUGCAGUAUUCUUCAAAUCAUAUCUUAUAUAUUUUUGCAUUCAAGUGAGAAAAACAACUUCGUCUCUUUAUCUACAAAAUUUCAGAAAAUAAAUAAACCAAUUCCAACAUGAGUCAUGCUAUUCCUAUCUAUUGAAUCUCACAGUUUGUUAAGGUUGAUGCUAAAUGGCACCAUCAGUUCCUGGAAACAUUUUUCUUCUGCAAUUUCAUUUGAGUCGUGACUUGGGAGUACUAACAAAUUCCAUCCUCAGCUGGAGAAGGAGGCACUUGCCAAAGGUGUUACAACUGGUCAGGCUCUUGACAUAGAAAUUCCUCCUCCACGCCCAAAAAGAAAACCAUGCAACCCUUAUCCUCGAAAAAAUAGUGCCGCUACCUUAGUACAGAUGGGAGUGAAGGAUGGAAAAUCUGAAACUCCAAUAUCGUUUUUGCGUUGCAAACAGGUGUUGGACUUGGAGAAAGAACCACUUCCAGAGAGACCUAAUGAGGAUGAAAAGUCUUCAAACCUGCAGGAAAAUCAAGAUGAUAGUUGCUCUGAGGUUUUUACCCAUCCUCAUGAAGCAAACUGCUCCUCUGUGUCUUUGGUGAACAAGAAUUCUAUGCUAACAUCAGCAGCGAUCAGAACCUCUUACACUUUUAGGGAGUUUGUACCUUUGCUAAAAGAGACGAUCAAUAAUGAUACAAGUAAGCCUUCAGACUUGGAUAAUUCUUGCACUUCAUAUGAGAAACAAGCUCAAGGCCAGAGAAAAGAUGAUAUGGAUGGUGCUGUACGUACAGAUGAGAUGAAAGACACUCAAAAUUACCCUCAGCAUGUUGCUAUGCACGUCCUAGAUGGAAGCCAGGGAACAUGUGCUCAAAAUCCUUCCCUGGAUAUACCUUUUCAGGACUCUAUAUUUCACCCUAUGGAUGAUGUUCAUGGACAAGCUAACCUGUUUGCAAAUCCGGCUGCAUCCACUACUACUUCACGUCAGAAUAAUGUACCAAGAUCAACUCAUCAGGCGUUUCCAACCUUUCAUACUCCCUUUAUGCCUCUGCAGCCCAAUCAAGAGGACUAUCAAUCAUUUUUACAUGUGUCCUCCACCUUUUCCAAUCUCAUUGUAUCUACUCUGUUACAAAAUCCAGCUGCUCAUGCUGCUGCAAACUUUGCAGCUACGUUUUGGCCAUAUGCAAAUGUUCAACAUUCUGCUGAUUCUCCCCCUCGUGACCAGGGAGGCUUUCCUUCUAGAGAAAUGAACUCUGCUACAAGUAUGGCUGGAAUUGCCGCUGCAACUGUAGCAGCUGCCACUGCAUGGUGGGCUGCCCAUGGACUGCUUUCUUUAUGUGCCCCUCUGCACACUGGCUGUUCAUGUGCUCCUGCAUUUGCAGCUGCUGUUCCUCCUGUGGAGAAUGACCAAGCUCCAGCUGCCAUGACGGGUGGAAAAAAUAAUUCUGAUCAAGAUCUAUCCAUGCAAAACCGACAGUGGGACCAUGUAUACUCUGAAGCUAUGCAAGGUCAACAUUCAGCAUCUAAGUCACCUACUUCGUCAUCAGACUGUGAAGACAGUGGGGAUGCAGAAGUAAAUAUUGAUGUGAAAGAUGCUGCAGUAACUGAGCCUCAAGAUGCAAAUAAAACAAACAAGAAACAAGUCGAUCGAUCCUCAAGUGGUUCCAAUACACCUUGCAGUGAGAUGGAGAUAGAUGUAUUAGAAAAGCACGAGAAAGACGAUGAAUAUACACAGGAAGCUGAUGUAAAUCAUACACAAGCUGAAUGUAAUAGUCGUCGUGGUAGAAGCAAUACGAACCUGAGUGACUCUUGGAAGGAGGUAUCUGAAGGGGGCCGACUGGCUUUUCAAGCCCUCUUCUCCAGAGAAGUACUGCCACAAAGCUUUUCUCCACCACAUGACUGCAAGAAUAAGGAGCAGCCAAAGGAAAAUAUAGGCGAAGACAAGCAAAACACAGAUGAGAAUAACGGAGAAACAUCAACUUUACACGUCACAAGCCAGGCAAGCAGAUCUUGUUCUGACCAUCGAGAAGUUGAGAACAAUGCAUUAUCAAAAGUUAAGAACAUUGUUGGAAAGAGCCUGCUGACAAUUGAGCUAGGACAUGAAAAGCUUAAGGGCCGCCGAACGGGAUUUAAACCUUACAAAAGGUGCUCUGUGGAAGCCGAGGAAAGCAGAGUGGUGAACACUGGUAGUCAAGGUGAAGGGAAAGAUCCGAAGAGGAUACGCUAUGAAGGGGAAGCUUCUACUUGACUUGAGCACAGCGUAUUCAUUAACAAAGGAAAUUUUCUGUUUGCUGUGUAUUUCUAAUUCCCCCCUCCCCCCCCAAUAUAUGACUUACGGUUUUAAUCUGAAGGACUUGCAGUUAACGGGACUUCACAUCUAGAAGUGUGUACUAUAUACAUGGGCUUAUUCACUUUCCGAGACCAUGCAACUGUAGUUAACUUUUAGAUAAGAAGCAUCUAGCAUAUUGAAUGGCCUUUGCUUUGGCUUCAUUUCAGCAUAUAUUUGGCCUUUUUUUGUUAUUCUACCAUGGACCUAUGGUGAUCAGUGAUCAUAUUCGCUGUAACCUUUUAGAUGCAUUGAAACAGCAAACUACACAGAAAAGGUCUGCUUGACCGCCUUUCAGUUACAGGGGACAUCCACUGGUUUCUGUAAACUUUUUAACUGCUUUUAUGCUUAUUUUUCUUCC
Hibiscus syriacus is the source of this 3475-nucleotide messenger RNA. Its product is annotated as protein LATE ELONGATED HYPOCOTYL-like. The coding region runs from base 1192 to 3036 and encodes 614 amino acids. NCBI's taxonomy places the organism in Eukaryota, Viridiplantae, Streptophyta, Magnoliopsida, Malvales, Malvaceae. Gene Ontology annotation, molecular function: DNA binding. The record is from RefSeq and is a predicted model, not a curated record. The transcript has 5 exons.